AAGAAGAAGGCGAGGAGCGAACCGAAUGCGAGAUAGGGACGGAGCGAUUGCGUGUGGGAGGAGGGAAAAGACGCGUGGCGCGUUGUCACGCAGUGCAACUGCUAUUGUGACAUCUUCGGGCUGUACCCACACGAUCCUCCGAAAUGAUUUGCCUCAACGUUUUCUAUCGAUGUCAGAAACGUUUUUGCAACACGGACUUCGCUCGACUCCAUUUAACUCACUUAAGUCGCAAUGGUUAUUAAUUAUGGCGAGCAUUAAUUGGACGGCAUCUUGUGCAUCCAUCAGAUCAUCAGAAAUUAUGAAUUCCAAUUUCCUGUAGUAGUUCUAUGAUCUUUAAAACAUUCUAAAGGAAUUAUAAUUUUUAGUCACAGAACUAGAAUUACGUGCAGGAAUUUCGUUUCUCCAAGUACAGUAUAUAUACAUAUGUCAUAUACACGCGUAUCUAUCACUCUCAAUUUUUCUAGAAGAAUAAGAAAUAUUCCAAGUUUUGUCCGACGUAUGGCGUCGAAGAUUGAUUUUUCAAUUUAAAAUUGGUCAAAGUUGAUCAAAUCGAUCAUCGUGGGCAAUGUCUGGUGGUGAAAUGAAUUUGCUGACAAUUUACUUUCCGUGCAUGCACGUUUCAAGUAUUUGACUCACGCACCCUUCGAGCGAGCGAAAGGAAGAAGGAGGGACAGGACAAGCGCGCGACCAAGGGGAAAGACCAAAUAGUUCUGUGAACAUUGCAUCCUCCGUCAAUCGUCGGCUGCAUGUCAAUGAACUAGCAUCGAACAUUGGACAGAAAUCGAGGACCAACUCUCGCUGACCAUCGUGAGAAAUCGAGUUUCUAGCGUAAAUUUCUCGCACGUUUUGUAUCGUGCCCAAGGAAUGUCUUAAUCACGAUCAGAAUUCGCAGUACCCUGCCUUCAUUUGAUUACACUACAUAAUAGGAGCAACGCGAGUUUCUACAUCUCAAAAUGCCACGACGUAGAAAUUAACUACACCAUUGAAAGCUGAUUGUGUUCUGCGAUUUGGAUAAUGCACCGUGUCGACUGUUUCACCGUUUGCCGGCUUGUCAUUAUGGAAAACUUUGUCGUCGAGAAACAAUAGGAAUACAAUGAGAGAAAUUGGAACGCAUCGAGCCGGCAAUAAAUGCCAAUUUCGAAAAAUGAGAUGUCUCGGAACUUCCUCGAACUCAUGCGUAAAGAAAACGUUUGAGACGAAAGGUCAACAAAACGAUUAUAGAUUUUGAUUAAAAGUAUAAAUUUAAUUGUAUAUUUAUUUAUGUAUUGGCUAUUGGAGAUCAUUUUCUGCAAUAGUAGGAUUCUAAGUUAAGAUCUUAAGUUUAGGAUCGUCGAUAGCCUCGAUUUGAACAAUUGCAAUUUCUCGAUAGAUCUCGUUAGUUGCGACAACGAGAAAUCUGCGAGUUAGCGCCGUGUAAAAGCUAGAAAAGGCGGCCUCCAUAACGCGGAAAUAUACGCCGUGCAUCAUAAAUAAGAUUCAAAUAUCUCGAGUCUGCGCGCUGAAACUGCCUCCAUUGAGCGCAUUGUCAUUGUAGUCUGAUAUAUGUGCUAUUUGUUCUCGUGAAAAUUCGCUGUGCAACGAAAUUCUCCGUCGUUCUCUCGAUUCGAAUAGAUGUAAUUGUAAGCGAAACUUCGCACGUGAAACUAUGCACGAUACGAGAAACUAGAAGAAAUUGUGUUCACAUCGAGCGAGUGAAAGAAAUUGAAUCCAGUUGGCCCUAAAAAAAGUAAUUGUACGAAGUCACAGAUUACAAUGAUUCGCGAACGAUGUUUGAAUCGUAUCCGAAAGUUGAGGAGAAAUUUAGCGAAACAAAAGUAAUGAAAGCAAAGCUUCGCAGAGAGGUUUACCGACUGCGUGCGGCGAGGACUUGCGAGGGGGUGGCGCCUUCGGCAAAAUUCACUGUAGAAGCGCAACCCUCUGGAGAGACGGAGUGGCGGAGGAUCGACACGGUGGGGUGGUGGAACGAGAAACUCUUUCCGUGAAAGUGUCAGGGUGGAUUGGCGCUGUCAUAUGGAAGCAAACGAGGCGCCGUGUUAGGCACUCUGGCCUGCACGGACGCCUUGCUGUGUGAAAAAAAGAAAAGUAUUUUGGUGGAGAGGGGUUGGAAGCGGGCCGCGCGCUCAAACAGAUCCUUAUUAAUUCGAUCAGUAAGUGUUGAUUGUAUAUAAUAAAAAUGGCGGCCAGUAAACCACCGGAAAUGAAUUACACGUGCGAAAUUUGCGGCCUGGAAGGUUUUAAUGACGAAGAAAUGAGAUCUCAUAUGGUUUUCUAUCAUCUUCAAGGAGCCGCAAAUUGCCCCUUCUGCGAUUUAGGUGAAAUUUCGCCAACAGAAAUGUUGACCCACGUUAACAGUGCCCAUCUCGAUUACUUAACACCAAGUACUCCAGAGAAUGACAUGAUGGCAUUCAUUGAUGAUGAUUCAUUAGUGGAUGAUAGAAGAGAUGAUGAAUGCCGUGGACCAUGUCCUUCCCCAACCAUGUCUCCAAGUCCUCCACUUCUUCAAAAUGGUUGGAGUAGUUCAUUUAGUGUUCCACGUGUUAAACAACAGCAAGAAGUACCAAAAGCGGAAUCACAGAUUCCUAGUGCGAAUGUUAAUAAUAACAAUAACAAUAAUAACAUUGGAAAUGUUAAUAAUGUUAUUGAAGGUGCAGCUGGGCAUGGGUCUCCAUUGCGUUCAGGCCUAAAUUUACAACUACGUUCUCAUGCUUCACCAAAACUUCCAGUUCAAGAAUGUCCUAUGUGUCCCUACAGUUCUGACAGUCCGUUAAGGCUAGAAGAGCAUAUCAACAGACAACAUUUUGAUCUCACUUCGCCGUCCUUUCCACCUGAAUCUCCACCACCACGCGAUGGUGUUUUUAACUGCCCUCUUUGCAUCACAUCUUUUCCAAAUUCUUCUGAUCUUGAAUUACAUGUUAAUAUAGAACACAAAGAUAUUUUGAGCCCUGCAAAUGGCGCAGGUUCUCAAUCAGCUCAAGCAACUAUUGGUAGUGAUACACCUGCAUGUCCAGUUUGCUUCAGUACUUCAUUUAAAAGCAGCGACGAAUUAACUGCACAUAUUGAAGAACAUUUCAGUAAAAAGUGCACUCCAUCUCCUAUAACUCCAGAUUUGUCUACUGAUAGAAUGUUAGCAAAGGAUAUGGAAAGACUUGAGAAGGAGCUUAGAAAAUUACGUGAACAACGUGAAUUUGAAAUGCUAAGGGCGCAAUAUGGAAUGGACAAUCAGGGGAAUUUUAGAGAACAAAGCGUUACUAAUAUGCAGCGAGCUGUAUAUUCAGGGGAAAUGACGAUUGCCGAUUAUUAUGAAAGACAGACCGAACUUAGAGUCGCUGAAAGUAGCGGCAUCGAUGAUGGCAGCUCUUGUACACGCGGAUUAGUUCCCAAGAUACGAGCUGUCAGUCAAGCAUGUAGUAAUGUAUUAAGCACCUGGAUGUGUUCUACUGUAGACCAUUAUGCUACUACUUAUGGAGAUAAAGGAUGGGGAUGUGGUUAUAGAAAUUUGCAAAUGUUAAUUUCGUCACUUUUACAACAUACAGGGUACAAUGAGUUAGUUUAUAAAGCAUGGAAUUCUGGUCUGGGUAGCGGUAGUUCUGCCAAGAUUCCACUACGAAGCUCUAUACCGUCGAUCUCUAGACUUCAGAAAAUGAUAGAAUGGGCUUGGGCCCAAGGUUUUGAUACUCAAGGAGCUGAACAAUUGGGAGGAAAGUUAGUGAACACCAGAAAAUGGAUUGGCCCCACAGAAGUAGUCAUAUUAUUGUCUAGUUUAAGAAUAAAAUGCCAGCUGGUAGAUUUUUAUACACCAACUAAUUCUGAUGGCGGACAUCCGGAAAUGUUUAAUUGGGUUUUACAAUACUUCCAACGGUGCGAUGAUUUUAAGCCACCUCUUUAUUUGCAGCAUCAAGGUCAUAGUAGAACAAUAAUAGGAAUAGAACAGUUAAGAGAUGGUUCAAUAACAAUGUUAGUACUUGAUCCAAGCCAUAGUCCAGCACAAAUGGCACAAUUUAACAGUACAAGUAGUGCACUUGGUGCAAUGCGUUUGGUACGCAAAUCGAUUGCAGCAAUGAAAGCAAGACAGUAUCAAGUCGUUGCUGUUACUGGUAUCAUGGAAACCGAUUUAGAAUAUCAUGAAAGCAAAGUAUUACGUUUGAUUCGAGUGCCGCAAGAUAGGUGAGAUUUAUUGGCUCGAAAAGAAAUUAAAUAUUUUGGGAAGACGAUAGACUGCCUCAAACCAAUUUUAUCCAGCAUCCUUAAAGUUACAUGACCGCAAUGUUCUAGGUUUUAUCAUUAGGAGAUUUGCUCCAUCGUAGUAGUUGCAGAAGUAUUAUUUAACAAUAUAUUCUUGCAUAUUUCCGCCAUCAUAUGUCGGCUCCUCAAAUUAUGUGUAUCUAAACCUGCGUCGUGAUUCAGAAUUUUUGGAAAAUUGACCGACGAAUCUAUAAAAGUUGUAAUUUCUAAAAAAAAAAAGGUGUCUAUAUGUCGCGCGUAUUGAUCUUUUUUAAAUUCAGGAUCGGCUCUGAAAAUAUUGUAUUAGAAUGUGUGCUUGAGAAAGAAAGUUACCGUCACGAUGAAUUUUAAAGACAAAAUAAAUUCGAUCGCCAUUUCUUGAUCAUAAUGUUCUGCUCAAUUUUCGUCGCACCGAACAGGCUGUGCUAAUUUUUAGUCGACCAAUCGUCCUAUGCCGAUCGGUUGCAUCAGCGAAAAAAGCCAUGGCAGAGCUUAAAAAAUGAGACUCUUUCGUAGCUGUGAUGCUGUUAUCGAUUUAAUGCUAAUCACCGAUUCUAAAUAUUUUUGAAGACACUCCAUGUGAUCGAAAUAUUAAAGAAAGCAUUGUCCGCGUUUUAUUUUCUUUUUCACUUGUACUUUACAUUUUUAAUAAACGUUGUUGUCAAAAUGUUGUCAAUUUUUAGUCAAUAAAAGUACCAAUAACAAUACAUCGCAAUGCUCGUGGCGAUAACAAAUUUUAUAUAUACCGUUAAAGAAAUUAUUCUCUAAUCAAUUUUUAUUAUUGUUGUUGCUUUUACAAAGUUUUUGGGGUGUCUGCAAGAAUAGAUAAUAUAUUUCCAUACAUUAUAUAUACAUUUAUCUAUAUACAUAUACACAUACUUGCACACACACUUCGUUAUAUUAUACUUCAUUCACUCAUACAUAAAGUACAACUACUUUCAUACUACUUAUGAAUAUUCUAUUUAAUUAUUGAAUUACUUUAAGGCUACCCAUACCUUAAUUUAUAAGUCAAACACAAUGUUGUGAGAGGAAAUCAGAGAAUGACAUAGUACAGUCCAUUAAUUGGACAUUGUACAACGAGUACAUUGUAUGACAAGUUGCAUUGUUUUUAUUAUUACAUUUAUAAUCAUCAGCAUUAUUGUUAUUAUUAUUACACUUAUUGUAUAUUAUAAAUUAUAUUGAUACACAUGUGUA
Molecule: messenger RNA, 5415 nt
Organism: Frieseomelitta varia
Lineage: Eukaryota; Metazoa; Arthropoda; Insecta; Hymenoptera; Apidae
Product: zinc finger-containing ubiquitin peptidase 1-like
Exons: 11
Coding region: 2174-4168 (664 amino acids)
Biological process (GO): regulation of gene expression
Cellular component (GO): nucleus
Source: RefSeq, a predicted model, not a curated record